GUUUACAGCAGCGGCCGGAAGUUCUGUGUGAAGACAGGAACAACAAAGAGGAGAAAGCGCCCGGGUUUUAAACCUGCUUGAGAACACACCAGAACACAAAAUCAAGGAAAUUAGCUAUCGUCCACAGUAGGGCAAAAGAAUUUGGGUUGCAUGUGAGGACAAGUGUCUGCCGAGCCAACCAUGGCGAACAAUGCAGGCGAUAUUGAAAACAAUAUGGACCAACAGGAGACCAACGUGGCCUCUGAACCCCCCCAGCAGCCACAGGAGGCUCCGGUGACCAGGGCACGGUCCAGAGGAGGCUCAGGAGCUGGAGGUGGAGGAGGUGAUGGAGGAGGAGGAGGAGGCGGCGGCGGCAAUGGCAGUGGACCAGAGCAGAACGGACAGCCCCCCGCUGCCCGGCCUCCACGUGUGGUGGAGACUGAGGAGGACGAGGACGAAGAGCUUACCUUGAAAUACGGGGCCAAGAACGUCAUCAUGCUGUUCGUUCCUGUGACUCUCUGCAUGGUGGUUGUCGUGGCGACCAUAAAGUCCGUCAGCUUCUACACGCAGAAUGACGGGCAGAGAUUGAUCUACACUCCGUUUCCUGAAGACACAGACACAGUCGGACAGAGAGCUCUCAACUCCAUCCUGAACGCCACCAUCAUGAUCACUGUGAUUAUCGUUAUGACUUUGGUGCUGGUGCUGUUAUACAAGUACCGCUGCUACAAGGUGAUCCAAGGCUGGCUCUUCCUCUCCUCCCUCCUCCUGCUGUUCUUCUUCUCCUACAUCUACCUCAAGGAGGUUUUCAAGACCUACAACGUGGCCAUGGACUACUUCACGCUGGCGAUCAUAAUCUGGAAUUUCGGAGUGGUGGGCAUGAUGUGUAUUCACUGGAAAGGACCGCUGCGGCUCCAGCAGGCCUACCUCAUCAUGAUCAGCGCCCUCAUGGCCCUGGUUUUCAUCAAGUACCUGCCAGAGUGGACCGCCUGGCUCAUAUUAGCCGUUAUAUCUGUCUACGAUCUGUUAGCGGUGCUCUGUCCCAAAGGGCCCCUGAGGAUCCUGGUGGAGACGGCUCAGGAGAGGAACGAGCCCAUCUUUCCCGCUCUCAUUUACUCCUCUACGAUGGUGUGGCUGGUCAACAUGGCCGACACUGACAGGCCAAAAAGGAACUCAACAGAAGCGGCGUCCCCCCAACAAGAGGCUCCAGAAGCUGUGGCGUCCCCGGCUCCCUCCACUCUGUCUCAGGACGACGGCGGCUUCACCCCCUCCUGGGUCAACCAGCAGGAGCACCAGCUGGGACCGCUCCAGUCCACCGAGGCGACCCGACGGGAGAUCCAGGAGAUGCCGUCUGCUCGUCCUCCUGUCGAUGACGACGAUGAGGAGAGGGGCGUCAAACUGGGACUGGGAGACUUCAUCUUCUACAGCAUGCUGGUGGGAAAGGCCUCGGCCACAGCCAGCGGUGACUGGAACACCACGCUCGCCUGCUUCGUAGCCAUCCUCAUUGGCUUGUGUCUGACCCUGCUCCUCCUCGCCAUCUUCAAGAAAGCACUCCCCGCUCUGCCCAUCUCCAUUUUUUUCGGCCUGGUCUUCUACUUCGCCACAGACAACUUGGUGCAGCCCUUCAUGGACAAGCUGGCGCUACACCAGUUCUACAUUUAGCAGGACGCUGCCCUGAUAACCCUCACCCACAUAGCCCUCCGGCCAACAACACGAGAGCGGUCCCCUCACAGCCGCGGGAACAAAAGGGCGAUGCAGGGGCCCCUCCCGCCCCCACGUCCCCUCAUAAGAACUCAUGAUGACGGGACACAAGUUGUUUUUGUUCUGCCUUUCUUUCCGGCGCCAAGGGAGGGUAUUCCCCACUCCUCUUAUAUAUUUUAUUUUUAGUUUUAAACCAAGAAGUGACAUUUCUCGCUCGACUUGGGAUCAUCUUCUCACCAGUCUCAGGCUCGAUCCAAACUAGGAGAAGUUAGUGGGAAUAUUUAAUUUAUCCAGGGAGGCUUCUCAGCAGCGUCCCUGCUUCGCAUCCACACACAUUCAUAACUGGGAGCUUCCCAAUACAACCAGUCCUCCACAGUAGGUGCCUUGCUCAGGGACACCUUGGCGGUAGCUGUUGAGCGAAGGGAGUCAGUUUCAUCAGAUCUCCCUUCAGACUUUGAUCAAACAUUUUCAUUUUUACGACAUCUGAGCCCUUUGCAAACUAAACCCAACGUUGAAAAGCCUUCAUCUAACUAACAGACACUCUGAUGAUAUUGAUAAUAGAUUGGUAAAUGUGUUUGAUUGUGUACGAGCUGUCAGUCACCAGAUGUGCUUUCCUCACCGCUGUUCAGAAUGAUUUCGUUUUCCCACUUGAGACACAAAAAAAAAUUCAAAGCUCUGAAGCUGGAGCGACUCAUGCCCUGGAAGAUUUACACUUUUUGAAUCUUUCUCACAUGACAAAGAAAAUUUAAUGUCUCUAGAGUUAAAAUAUAUGAGUAUAAUUAUUGCACUCACUUGUUUUCCUGCCCUUAAAGGAGGAGUUCAGUUUUUUUCAGGGUUGUCAGAGAUUUUUUUUUCAUAGUCAGUGGAUUACAUGCAGCGGGUAACAUGACGUGAAAGUUUUGGAAAAGUCAUGGAAUUGUUGUCAAGGACCAUAUUUGAAAAUCCAACAAUAAUUUCUGUUUUUUCAUUUUCAGUUGAUGAUGAAUGAUUUAAUUGCUUGAUAUAACGUGCUUUGGAAGGCAUGUAUAAAAAAAUCACCAAUUUAAAAAAAAAAACAACAAAACAAAAACAAAAAUCAAAUCAAACAUUUUAAAGG
Molecule: messenger RNA, 2773 nt
Organism: Plectropomus leopardus (leopard coralgrouper)
Lineage: Eukaryota; Metazoa; Chordata; Actinopteri; Perciformes; Serranidae
Gene: psen1
Product: presenilin 1
Biological process (GO): protein processing; Notch signaling pathway; amyloid-beta formation
Cellular component (GO): gamma-secretase complex; membrane
Molecular function (GO): aspartic endopeptidase activity, intramembrane cleaving
Source: RefSeq, a predicted model, not a curated record